AUGGGAGGAAAUCACACACAUGGCAAAUUCAUCCUGUUGGGAAUUACUGACAGCCCAUGUGCACAGACCCCUCUUUUUGUCUUGUUUCUCUUGAUUUAUGUUGUCACUCUGGUGGGGAACGCUGGCAUUAUCAUCUUGGUGCGGGUGUCUCCCAGCCUCCACACCCCCAUGUACUUCUUCCUCACCCAUUUUGCCUUCGUUGACAUCUGCUAUUCCACAGUCGUCUCCCCCAGGAUGCUGGCAGACCUGUUGUCAGAGGACAAAACCAUUUCUUUCUCUGCCUGCAUGAUGCAGUUCCUCACCUUUGCUUUCUUUGCUACUAUUGAGUGUCACCUCCUGGCCAUGAUGGCCUACGACCGGCACAUUGCCAUCUGCCAGCCCCUGCUUUACGUGACCAUCAUCUCCAGCCGUGACUGCUGGCAGCUGGACCUCUUUGCCUUCCUCAGUGCCAUCAUCUACACAUGGUGCACGUUUGGAGGUUCCUUCUGUGGUCUCAAACACAUCGACCACUUCUUCUGCGAUGAAGUUACUGUGCUAAAGGUCGCAUGCUCCAACAGCCACAGCAGUGAGAUGGUCAUCUUUGCUUUCAUCACCAUCAAUAAGUUGAGCACCAGUGUAGUCAUUUUGCUCUCCUACAUCUCUAUCCUCCGCACAGUGCUGAGCAUGUGCUCAGCACAGAACAGGGCCAGAGCCUUCCAGACCUGUGCCUCCCAUUUGAUGGUUUUUGUCUUGUUCUAUGGAACAACAGAUCGGAAGCCAGCCACAGGAGCCUCGAUAAGGUGGCCUCCAUCUUCUACACCAUGA
Messenger RNA from Nestor notabilis (Kea), 804 nucleotides. Its product is annotated as olfactory receptor 1020-like. The record is from RefSeq and is a predicted model, not a curated record. Lineage: Eukaryota; Metazoa; Chordata; Aves; Psittaciformes; Psittacidae. Gene Ontology annotation, molecular function: G protein-coupled receptor activity; olfactory receptor activity; odorant binding. Gene Ontology annotation, biological process: G protein-coupled receptor signaling pathway; sensory perception of smell. Gene Ontology annotation, cellular component: membrane.